CGCGCGCCAUGGGACACGCGACAUUGCUAUGGCCUCGUGCAAGUACGGGGACGUUGGCGUCGAUGUCGUGCUUACGGCCGACGGCUCGUGCGCCGAUGGUACCGUCAUCUGCGUCGUCGAUAGCAACUGCGCGGUGCGUCAUGAGGUGGCAGCUAACUCGACACGCUUUGAGCUGCGGUCGGGCUGGCGCCUCGGCGAUUUCUCGCGCUACCCCCACCCGCACCUAGAGCUUGUCGACUUGGAUAUUGACUCGUCGCUGCACCGGUACCAGCAGAUGCCGUCGGGGCUUCAAGGACUGGCUUUUACGAGCAGCAUCCUGGCGUCCGAGACAACGACGACUGCGCUGAGUGGCCUCGCGCUGCCCCGAGGACUCCGACACCUGUCGUUUGAGGGCUGUUAUCUGGGCGCGAGCGUGAACUUAAACCGCUUCCGGCGCCUCGAAGAACUGUCCUUUCGCAACACUACGAUGUUCGAGUGGCCUUGGUUUGUACCUUCGACGCUUCGCCACCUGUCGGCUUUCAACAGCACUUUUCACAAGCUCAACGAUCUUGGCAAGCUAUCGGCGCUUGAGACGUUUCUUCCCAGCGAGCUCAGCGGGAUCACGCAGCUCUUCAAUUUCAACGCGACGCCGCACACGCUGCGCUACUUGUACUAA
Molecule: messenger RNA, 655 nt
Organism: Saprolegnia diclina VS20
Lineage: Eukaryota; Oomycota; Saprolegniomycetes; Saprolegniales; Saprolegniaceae
Exons: 7
Coding region: 29-655 (208 amino acids)
Source: RefSeq, a predicted model, not a curated record